Molecule: messenger RNA, 1005 nt
Organism: Phaeoacremonium minimum UCRPA7
Lineage: Eukaryota; Fungi; Ascomycota; Sordariomycetes; Togniniales; Togniniaceae
Product: putative kinase domain containing protein
Exons: 2
Coding region: 1-1005 (334 amino acids)
Source: RefSeq, a predicted model, not a curated record
AUGUGCGAGAUUAAGAUUCUUCAUGUCCCCAUCUUCCCAGUCAAGAUCAAUGCAGACCUCCCCCAACACCGGCAGAACUUCAACCGAUCUGCCGUAUUCUUCUUGGAUGAUGAUAUCGUCCUCAAGAUGCAGAUCCAAAAUCGAGUUGCUGAUGUCGACCUCCCAUCAAAGCGAUUGCUGCUUGAUCUCUCCUUAGGCAGUUUCAUCUCCCAUAACCUCGAGCGGGAUAUCUUUUCUAGACUGAAGAACACGCCGCAUCCCAACUUGGUCCGCGAGCUUGAAGUCGGCGAGCCCUACAUUGCCUUUUUCGAGCGCCUGUCUCCCCUGAUGACUGUCUGGGGAGGUGCCGACAUGCCUCGUCGGCGUCGCUGGGCUAUGGAGCUUGUCUCGGCUUUUGCACAUCUCGGAAACAUGGGCCUUGUACCGCAGAUUCGUGUUCAGGAUCUCGGUACUGACCGAACAGGCCGACUCAAGUUGGUCGGUUUUGGCUCGUCGCCUCGCACACCGUCGGCCGAGGAAAUCGCGCAGUAUGAAGCAGACGCCAACAAGGUAGGGAACAACAACCCCGGCGAGUACUACCAAAGAGUCAUGCAACAGGCACACCAGCGUCUUGCCUGCUGUCUACACUACAUUCUCAGCGGGAUCGACCCAGACCAGGAAGCUUAUGCCAUUACGACUCCGCAAGAGCGCACAAGCUUCAGAGAGAAAACCCGUCGAGGGGCCUACCCAAUCGCCCCGGCCGCGUCUGUCCUACAGGGCGUUCUCCAAGAAGCCUGGAUGUUGAAGUCAGCGGCACAACCUUUUUCCGAGGUUGCAGACAAGAUUCGAUUUGCUUUCGAAGGCUUGGAGGUCGAACAAGAAGCAGAUCUUCCCGCCCGCCUCCCUGAAGAUCACUAUCGGUCUCUUGAGGAGAGAUGCCGAGAGUGGAUGAGGGCUCAAGAGCAAGACUCGCAGUGGAUGGGACUUCAGGAAUAUGAAGCGGCUUGCGAGCAAGUAGGCUGCUAG